Nilaparvata lugens (brown planthopper) is the source of this 594-nucleotide messenger RNA. RefSeq lists its product as uncharacterized. The transcript is spliced from 3 exons. The record is from RefSeq and is a predicted model, not a curated record. NCBI's taxonomy places the organism in Eukaryota, Metazoa, Arthropoda, Insecta, Hemiptera, Delphacidae. Bases 148 to 465 code for a protein of 105 amino acids. Gene Ontology annotation, cellular component: mitochondrion.
AUUCAAAUGUCGAAAUGUCCUUAACAUAACCUCAUUUCACGUCAAGACGUCAGCUGUGAUUUUUCCGUCAUUGGAAACUACAAAAUCAAACAUUAAUAAUUAAUUAUUUAUUAUAUUUUGAACAUCUUUUAUUGCUUUUGUUUAUCAAUGAUGACCACAAGAGUAUCGUCCUUUUUGCUAUCAAAUCGAUCAAGGAAACUGGCUAGCUUAGUCAGAUUUAAUCAUGGAGCUGCCACACCUACUUCCUCAACAUCCCAAAAAUCCGGCUCUACUGUGCCAGACGUACAAGGAGUAACAAAGAAUGUUGUGGAUAUUCCAUCAGCUGCUUUGGGACCUGGAGCUUCAAAGGCAGGAGAUUAUAAAAACCCUGAAUAUUUUGCUUACCAUCAAUGGUCAUUCUACGAAGCAAAUGUUGAAAUGGACAAAUUCAGACUACCACAACCAUCUGCCGUCAAAGAAAACUAAUUUCAAUAUACAGUAGCCUUAGUUGAAUGUGAAUAAAUAAUAAAUAUAGUUAUAUAGGUUUUAUUUAAAAUAACCAUACUUCUGUGUCAACCAAUUCAUGAAGGAAUAAAAAGGUAUGGAAUAAAUAAA